UUUGUCCCCCCCCAAGCUUCCGUACGGGAUCCCGGAAGUGUUACCAUGGAGACGGUGGGGCGUUUGUGCCGGGGGGCUUCAAGAUGGAGAAAUACCAGAAAAUCCGGGUGGUCGGCAGAGGAGCCUUCGGGAUCGUUCACCUGUGCCUGAGAAAGGCAGACCAAAAAUUAGUGAUCAUCAAGCAAGUCCCCGUGGAGCAGAUGACUAAAGAUGAGCGCCUUGCAGCACAAAAUGAAUGUCAAGUACUAAAACUGUUGAAUCACCCGAACAUCAUUGAAUACUAUGAGAAUUUUCUGGAAGACAAGGCCCUUAUGAUUGCCAUGGAGUAUGCUCCAGGUGGCACGGUAGCUGAAUACAUCCAGAAGCGCUGUAAUUCUCUGUUGGAUGAAGAUACCAUCCUACACUUCUUUGUCCAAAUCCUCCUUGCUCUGCAUCAUGUGCAUAACAAACUCAUCCUCCACCGAGACUUGAAAACACAGAACAUCCUGCUGGACAAACACCAGAUGAUUGUAAAGGUUGGCGACUUUGGAAUCUCAAAAAUUCUCAGUAGUAAGAGUAAAGCCUACACGGUUGUGGGAACCCCCUGUUACAUCUCUCCAGAACUGUGUGAGGGGAAGCCCUAUAACCAGAAGAGUGACAUAUGGGCGCUGGGCUGUGUCCUCUACGAACUUGCAAGCCUUAAGAGGGCAUUUGAAGCUGCGAAUCUACCUGCUUUGGUGCUGAAGAUCAUGAGUGGAACGUUUGCUCCAAUAUCAGACCAGUAUAGUCCUGAACUUCGACAACUUAUUCUUAGCAUGCUCAACUUGGACCCUUCCAAAAGACCACAGCUGAAUGAGAUCAUGGCUCAUCCUAUCUGUAUACCCUCCCUUCUAAACUUGUACACUGACAUCGGCAGUGUAAAAAUGAGAGUGGAGAAGCCUCUGGCAGCAAUGCCUGCAGUAACUCGUGGACGGCCAGCUGGCCGGAUCCCCAGCGCCAGAUCCCGCGGUGGCCGCCUGGGGUAUUCUCCUGCAAAGCCAGGUAUUCCUCCCCCUCUGUCCUCUGUGUACACUUGGGGGAGUGGGAUCACCACCCCUCUCCGUCUGCCAAUGCUGAAUACAGAGGUGGUCCAGGUGUCAGCUGGCAGAACCCAGAAAGCAGGAGUCACCAAGUCUGGGAGGAUUAUCAUGUGGGAGGCCCCCCCAUUAGGCGCUGGAGCUCCUUCUCUUCCAGGAUCUGUAGAGCAUGCACAGCCUCAAUUCAUUUCCCGUUUUUUGGAAGGCCAGUCCGGAGUUACCAUAAAGCAUGUCUCCUGCGGCGACCUGUUUACUGCCUGUUUGACAGACAGGGGGAUCAUCAUGACAUUUGGCAGUGGGAGCAAUGGUUGCUUAGGGCAUACCAAUUUUAAUGAUGCCACUCAGCCCAAGAUCGUAGAAGCUCUCCUGGGUUAUGAGAUAGUUCACGUGUCCUGCGGGGCUUCACAUGUUCUUGCAGUUUCGAACGAGAAAGAAGUGUUUUCCUGGGGCCGUGGGGACAAUGGACGUCUUGGCCUUGGGAACCAGGAAUCUCACAAUUCUCCUCAGAAGGUAGCAAUCCCACAGGAGUAUGAACCACAGAAAGUCAUGUGUGGCAUUGACAGUUCCAUGGUUCUAACAGUGGGCAACCAGAUCCUGGCCUGUGGCAGUAACAGAUUUAACAAGCUGGGCUUAGAUCAUAUCUCGUCUGUUAAUGAGCCCCCUCCAGAGGAUCAAGUGGAAGAGGCCUUCACCUUCACUCCUGUACAGUCGGCACCUCUGAACCAAGAAGCCAUCCUGUAUGCUGAUGUGAGCACCUCCCACUCUGCUGUAGUGACUGCCUUGGGUCAGUGUUAUACCUUUGGUAGCAAUCAACACGGACAACUAGGCACUAGCACCUACAGACAUAGCAGAGUGCCCUGUCUUGUGAGUGCACCCCAGGGAUUGAAGGUCACAAUGGUGGCAUGUGGUGAUGCCUUCACUGUAGCAGUUUGUACAGAUGGCCAAGUCUUGACCUGGGGAAAAGGAGCCAGAGGACGAUUAGGACGCAGAGAUGAGGGAAUUGGGGUCCCCAAAAUGGUACAACUUGAAGAGAGCCACCCUUAUACUGUGACAUCGGUGGCCUGUUGCCAUGGCAACACUCUUUUAGCCGUGAAGCCUGGCAUUGAAGAUGUUUCUGUGUGAGAGAAGAACGUCAAAAGAGCCACGAGUCCGGGUGGACCACCGCCAUAAGCAUCCUGCCUGUGGUGCUUUAUAUUCUCUUCCUGACGAUAUAUUCAGGGUGUACACAGUGAGCAGCUUGUUACUACAGGAUUCAGCCAAACCCUAUGGCAGGGACAAUAAGCUAGAGUAAGGUACAGACAUUUCUGUAGAUCUCCAUAACAUAACCGGCGCUUAUGAGCUUGAUUUCUCUUUUACCAAUUUUUACAACACAAACAUGGGAAGGCAG
Messenger RNA from Bufo bufo (common toad), 2442 nucleotides. RefSeq names its product NIMA related kinase 8 (gene NEK8). The transcript has 15 exons. The record is from RefSeq and is a predicted model, not a curated record. The coding region runs from base 84 to 2177 and encodes 697 amino acids. NCBI's taxonomy places the organism in Eukaryota, Metazoa, Chordata, Amphibia, Anura, Bufonidae. Gene Ontology annotation, molecular function: ATP binding; protein kinase activity. Gene Ontology annotation, biological process: protein phosphorylation.